UCUCAAAAAUUUCAAGACUCAUGCUUGCCUUCUAUCUAAGCACUACUCCUUCUAGUUAGUUAGCUACUGGUAUCUCUCAUCUCCUCCGAUCCUUCCUUCUUGAGGCUCUCUGAUCUAUACAGUAGUACGUAGUCAACAGUAGUAUAAACUGUGUGUAGUACGUAGACUGUCUAGCUAAUCCAACAGCUAGCACAUCAGAGCUGAGCAGUCACCAUUCUUGUUUAUCGCCACGCCAUGCCGAGCGCGACUAGCAGACUACCCAAUCUUCCAGCUGGGUUCCGCUUCCACCCCACAGAUGAGGAGCUCAUCGUCCACUACCUCAUGAACCAAGCUUCCUCCCUCCCAUGCCCUGUCCCCAUCAUCGCCGAGGUCAACAUCUACCAGUGCAACCCAUGGGACCUUCCUGCCAAAGCUUUGUUUGGAGAGAACGAGUGGUACUUCUUCAGCCCCAGGGAUCGCAAGUACCCCAACGGCGCCCGCCCCAACCGUGCCGCCGGAUCCGGCUACUGGAAGGCCACCGGCACCGACAAGGCCAUCCUGUUGACUCCAACGAGCGAGAACAUCGGAGUCAAGAAAGCCCUUGUGUUCUAUGGUGGUAAGCCUCCCAAGGGGGUCAAGACAGACUGGAUCAUGCACGAGUACCGCCUCACAGGAGCUAACAAGACCACCAAGCGUAGAGGAUCUUCCAUGAGGCUGGACGACUGGGUCCUCUGCAGGAUCCACAAGAAGAGCAACAAUUUUCAGUUCUCUGACAAGGACCAGGAGGGCUCAACUGUGGAGGAGGAAGAAUCCCUCAACAACAACAUGAUGAAUGGCACAAUUGCAGCCUCGCCCAAGUCUGAAGCCAAUGAUGAUCAUGAUCAUCAGUUCCAUCCGACGACGAUGACGAUGACCAUGAGCAAGUCAUACUCAAUCACCGAUCUACUCAACACCAUCGACUACUCGGCGCUCUCACAGCUCCUCGAUGCCCCAGCUGAACCUGAACCACCGCUAAUCUACCCAAUAACAACACAAACACACGAAUCACUACUUAGCUAUAACAACGACAGCCACUACUUCAAUUUGCCACAAGUAGACGCAUGUUCAGAUCAUGUUGCGCCUAAUUGCAACGGUCUGAAGAGGAAGCGAGUGAUGACCAUGGAUGGUGCUGAAUCCUCUGCCUUGGAUGGUAGCAGCAGUAGUAACUUCAGUAGAAAACUGAAGCUGCCAAGUGAUUCAAUAAGAAGCAGCAGCCACAGCCAUUUUGGCAGCACGACGAGCAGCUACUGCAACCAGCAGCAGCUUGUGGACAGAAGUGGUUUUCAGUACAGCAGCCUGCUGAGCUAUCCAUUCCUCGAGAUGCAGUAGUAUUGCACCGAGAGCUUGGUGUGAAUCCAUACAGCUGAAACUUGUGCACUGGGUCAAACAAACCGAGCUGAGGCUGAGGGGUGGUUCUUGCUUGUGACCGGAACAUGAAUUCAAAAUUUCUGAAGCAUUUCAUUUUCAUUUUCAUUUUCAUUUUCAUGUAAAAUUAAUUAAAGGUUGUAAAUUAGGGAGGUGUACUACGUACUGAAAGUCACGUGUGGAUCAAUGAAAGAUGACCACGUUCGUUUCCUGUACUAU
Panicum virgatum (switchgrass) is the source of this 1602-nucleotide messenger RNA. RefSeq names its product NAC domain-containing protein 1-like. Bases 235 to 1347 code for a protein of 370 amino acids. Gene Ontology annotation, molecular function: DNA binding. Lineage: Eukaryota; Viridiplantae; Streptophyta; Magnoliopsida; Poales; Poaceae. The transcript has 3 exons. Gene Ontology annotation, biological process: regulation of DNA-templated transcription. The record is from RefSeq and is a predicted model, not a curated record.